GCGCGGGGGGCGCCGCGUGGGGUCGGGACGCGGUGUGGUCGCGGUCGUCCCUUGUGAGCGUCUCGUUGUCUGCGUCUCGUGUGCGAGAAGCAGCUCGGGCUUCCCGAGGUGAUUUAGCCCUCUCGGUGUUGCCUAACAUUCGACGUCCCUCACUGUUGUGAGGAAAACAAAGUGCAGUGUAGAGCUGAAGGUCGUGGCAGCUGAGGGUGGUUGUUACCGUUCCUCUUCCCCUCCUUAGUUUAGGGAGUUAGAGGUGUUUCGGUCAGUGCCGAGCGUGUUCUUGGCAAGGAGGAGUUGGAGGAAGGUGGAAUUCGGGGUAUGUGGGGAAUAAAGCGAUAAGAGAUGUGCUUUCAUGUAGCGUGUAGCCUUUGAGAGGAAGGUGGGGGUCUGCAACAGGCAGGUGCUGUGUGAAUGUUGAGCAGCUUUGUGCGAAGGGAAGUUGGCUGUCCUUUGCCCUCUGCUCUCAGCACAGCUGUUGAGGAUCCAUAGAGUCAGGGUUAUUUUCCCCAGUGCUUCUGUUUUCUGGCAGGUGAGUGCCUCUUCACUGAGAGAGCUGCGGUGGUUAAGCUGAAGUUUUUGAACUAAAGCAGGGAAGAAAGAAAUGCGUGAGAACGCUGCCCAUGAGUUAAGGCACAGAGCAAACAAGUUCCCUUUUAUUCAGUUUCUUUCCUCUUCUUUCCUUCCUCUUACCCUCGUGGGCAGUAAAAAUGUGAGGGUGAUGUAAGCAGGUUGCACCACAGCUUUUCUAUUCUCCUGGAGCUGUAACCAAACUGUAUGCUCCUUUACCCUUCUCCUGAUGGUAAAAACGAAAACAGUGAGUUCUUACACCGUGGUGCGCAGAGAAAGUGAUUCUACAGAAGCAGAAGUGGUGAACUUGCUGAUGGGCAUCUUGUUGACUGUAGAAGUGACUCAUCCAAACGUAGUGCCAACUGUUAAUAUCCAGUAUGAAGUCAUUGGAAAUUACUAUGCUUCUGAGAGAAUGGCUGAAAAUGCCUGUGUUCUAUUUGCCAUCUCCCUCCUCAUGUUCACAAUCAGUGCAAUGAUGGUGUACGGUGCAAUUGCUCACCGUGUAGGUUGGCUGAUCCCAUUUUUCUGUUACCAACUCUUUGACUUUGUGGUCAGUUGUCUGGUUGCAAUCAGUUCUCUAACCUACUUGCCAAGGAUCAAGGAUUACUUGGAUCAGUUGCCGGAUUUCCCUUAUAAAGAUGAUCUUCUUUCACUGGAUUCCAGCUGUCUUCUGUUCAUUGUUCUGGUGUUCUUUGCUUUAUUUAUCAUUUUAAAGGCGUACCUAAUCAACUGUGUAUGGAACUGCUACAAAUACAUCAGCAACAGAAAUUUGCCAGAGAUAGCAGUGUACCCUGCUUUUGAAGCACCUCCACAGUACGUUCUGCCAACUUAUGAGAUGGCAGUGAAGAUGCCUGAGAAGGAGCCUCCACCUCCCUACAUACCUGCCUGAAGCACCCUGUAUGGUCAUUCACACCUGUACCAGCUCCCUAAGGGAUUUGUCUUUCAAUCUUGCAAAACUGCUUCAGUAAUAGAAAUAUUCAGGACUUUAGGAGCAAACUGUUUAAAAAUGUUUGAUAGAAACCUACUAAGCAAAACUCAUCUGGGAGUGAUUUUUGUUUGCUUUAAUUUUUGUUCUUAAUGCUUUUAAACAUUUUAUUGCCUUAGGGCCUUGUACUGCAGGAACUUCUGUGUGUGAUUAAUCGGUGGCUUUUCUUAAUACCAACUGAGCCCAUCUGUGGUUCACGUUAGCUACAAACAUAAGUGUCUGCAGGACUGUGCCCUUAAUUUAUAUUAAUUUUUUGUAAAGUAGAUCAUAAAGACAAUCUGUGCAGCAAGAUGACAGUUUGCCUUUAUUCAGUUUUUGGAGGGGGAGGGGUUUGAAUGUGGUAUAUACAUGAAUUUUUUUUUUACUUUGCACUUUUCUCAUAUGUUACCAUACUGUGGGAUUUUUGUUUAUCCUAUGUCCUGAAACAUAGUAUUUUCAGGAAGAAGCGAGGUUGGCACAGGACUUGUAUUACAAUGUGCUGUCAAUGCAAGGGAAUAAAUAGAAACGUAGAUGAUGGUUGCAUGCUCCUAAUCUUAUACGUAUUUUCAUCUUUGUGAUAAAUGAUACUUAAAUAAAUCUUUUAUGAAACGUUUACCAGUA
Molecule: messenger RNA, 2152 nt
Organism: Gallus gallus (chicken)
Lineage: Eukaryota; Metazoa; Chordata; Aves; Galliformes; Phasianidae
Gene: LAPTM4A
Product: lysosomal protein transmembrane 4 alpha
Exons: 7
Coding region: 797-1456 (219 amino acids)
Cellular component (GO): lysosomal membrane
Source: RefSeq, a predicted model, not a curated record